UGCUGUUCACUUCAUAGCCCUGUAUAGACGUCCUGUCCAUUCUGUUGUAAACAUACCCUCCCCCAAACAAACUCCUCAUAGUGCCGAAAUCAGAUGAAGGGAGCGUUUAUAACCAUCUAUAACUAUAACAACGAACCAAAACAGUCCAGGCCUGCUUUUCAGAGCCUGAAUGUUCACAAAGGUGCGGUACUAGAUCGAGGGUCCCAGCCUCCCUUUGGCGGCUGGAGGUGGACGGGGUCCGGACCCGCUGCACCGUGACUGAUGGGCGGACAAUACCGGCGUGCAGCGCCCUAUUCGCACUGCCCACUGAUGCGAUGAAAGCACAGGACGUGGGAGAAAGGUACAAAGUCACGCUUCUGUUUCCUGACUAACCCCACCCCUAAAGAGAAGCGCACCCACCCCCUGGCCCACAGACGGGCAGUGCAGAGCAGACUGCAAACCCCGGAGAACCGGAGCUGGUGGACGCGUCGCAGCCCGCAACCCGCUGGAGUCAGACAGCGGAUCUUUUUAUUAUCAGCCAACAUGUCGCACACCGUGAUCACCACCACCACCACCACCAGGACGUCCGACGGAGGAUUCCUGAACGUCGGCUACAUACGGACCACCGGGGGCAUCCUGAAGAUAUCGCAGAUGGUUGCGCUCCUGGUGGCCUUCCUGUGUGUGCAUUGCGCCCGUGCCUGGCCGGACUGGCCGGCGUUCCGCUACUUCGAGGUGGUGACGCUGUGGUUCCUCUUCGCCUUUCUCAUCUUCUUCCUCAUGCACAUGUUCCGGCUGCAGGCCAAGAUCGCCUGCAUCAACUGGCCCCUCAUGGAGUUCCUCCACUACACCGUUGGCUCCAUCCUGGUCCUCAUCGCCUCCAUCGUGGGCUCGGUGAAGAGCGGAGGGAUCUCGGUGCUGGUGGCGGGAUCGGUGUUUGGCUUCAUCGCGACCUUCCUGAUGGCUGUUAGUUUGUGGACGUCUUACAAAGUGAGCUGUGGCUCCCAGCAAACAGGUGCCAGUGUUUAAGGUCAGAGGUCACAUGAAGGAACACAUGGUCCUGGUGCUCUGUCAUCAGAUGGCUGUGUAGUAGUCAUGGCUAAUGGCUAAAAAUGGCAAGUUGGACACUGAAUUUACACCGAUUGGAUCAUUGAUCAGAACGUCGAGGGAACCAAAGUCUGCAAGAGUAGCAGUGCUGAUCCAGGACGGGUGCAAGACCGGACUACCGUUGUUUCAAGAUCGUCACAAACUCCUGAUCAGAACCUCUACUCUCACUUGGCUCUCGACUUCUAGGGCUAAACAUUUAUAAUCAGUAUUACGGCAACAACAAUGCCACAUUUGAACGUGUCCCCUUUUGCCUGUCAAUUCGGCUUGAAGUACAAUUUGGACUGAAGUACAUCUACUGCGAACCAAACACAAGUUGGGGUUAGCCCGAAGACUGGGUUCAGUGUAUCAAAUUAGCUGAUUCCAUUUUGGACAGAGGACACACUGAACGACCCUGGAGAAGGAUCACAAUACCUUCAUGAGGUGUUACGGAGUAGAAGGAAGAGGAUUUUAUUUUGGAGCCACACUAGCAUUAGGCACACAGGUAGGCCUUCGAGGUUUGGUUUGUGUUGACCUACUAGCUAGUUUGCGGGAUCUUUGUUCCAUUCCAAGGUCUGGAUUCACCCCUCUUUCUUUUUGGAAUGCUCACUUUUUUUGUACGUUGACUUUCUCUGACAACAGGAUAGUGCCUUUGGAGUCCACUUAAAAAACAUCACAAAAUAGAAAAGAAUACCUUUUAACCUUUACGGCUUAUUUCCCUUCUCAUGUUAUUCUCCUGUUUUGCCAAACGUUUGCCAAAAAUGUCAGUUUACAAGUUUACAUUCACAUACAAAAAAGCAACUGAGGAGAACAGGUUGCAGGUCUAAUGGGGCUGGCAUCAUCGAGCCAAUACUGCCGCCCUUGGUGCCCGGUCGAAUCUAACCGCUUCAGGCACUGGGUAUUGUUACCACUCAUCCAUCCUGAAUUAGCCACGUUCUGUUCCAUCAUCAUACCCUCAUCCCACAUCACAGAAGCAAGAUACGCUCUGAAUGCAGUUUCAUGGGGUCCUUUACACCACAAGUACAACCAGUAUUAUGAGACCCGAGUUUGAUGACCAGUGUUAUGGGCCAGUGCUGUCUGAUGUCAGAAGAUGUCCAGCAAUGUGCUGCUGUUGAUAUUCCAGAGCGGUCCGGUUUGGACACUGCCACUCUAACAUCCCCAUCUUCAGGCUUCGCUGUGAAUGUCGAUCUUCUCUCAGUCGCACCGUGUACAAGGUUCUCCUCCCGGGAGGAACCAGGGGUGGAGCGAUGUCACGCUCAGGCCACGCCCUUCCACCUGGUCAUGAUGGGUCUUUAGGUGCCAUAGUGGGCCGUAACGUGCCUUAUAUCCAGCGUUGGAUCCGGUCAUGAGUCCAAGGCCACCUCCAUGGCAGCCACCGUGAAACCACAGCAACUUCCUUGAAUUAUUUACCGGGAAUUGCUCGCCGCGACUCCCAGAAAUGUAUUCCUGAAGUUAUUGAAUCUCAAUACUAGGCUGCCUUGUAGCCAAAAGAGCAGGCGGCCAAGUCAGUAUUUUUUUUACAAAUUUGGGUUUGAGAAUUUCAACCAGACGUAUCUUGCCUCGCCUAUUCCUAAUCGAUCAUGCCAAAACAUCCUCUUUUGGACCAUUAUGACGCAUGUCAGUUUUAAAAAAAAAAGCAGAGAUUCAUCUGUGACUAUCUUUUAUACUGGACUAGCAGAUUUUAGGAGUAGCUUUGCAAUUGUUUAAGCUAGUCUAUACAACUCAAUUCAAUGAAAAUAGAACAUCAUGGAUUAGUUAGAGCCGUGGUGGUUGAUGAUCAGGUGGUGAUGAUACGAAAACGACCCCAACGUCGGGAAGUGGCCGUAGAUCGUUCCAGACUUACUCCAGUUCUGCUGGUGAACGCGAGUGUCGGGUCAUCCCCCAGAACCAUGGGCACCCUGUGCCUCCUGACCUGUGUCUCCUGGCCUGUGUCUCCUGGCCUGUGUCUCCUGGCCUGUGUCUCCUGGCCUGUGU
Messenger RNA from Gadus macrocephalus (Pacific cod), 3033 nucleotides. It is a transcript of the gene cmtm7, whose product is annotated as CKLF-like MARVEL transmembrane domain containing 7. The coding region runs from base 523 to 1005 and encodes 160 amino acids. NCBI's taxonomy places the organism in Eukaryota, Metazoa, Chordata, Actinopteri, Gadiformes, Gadidae. The record is from RefSeq and is a predicted model, not a curated record. The transcript has 5 exons. Gene Ontology annotation, cellular component: membrane.